CUGAUUUUCCCUCCCCACCACCACUCAUCCGUAUUUCCCCCCUUCCCUGUGACGUUCCCUUCUGCCUGAUUCUCCUCUUUAAAAUCAACAUUCUUUGAUUCUCCUCUUCCUUCUGACACCCCCUCGUCAGAACCACCCCUAUUUUCCCCUUCCCUCUAUGACUCUCCCCUCCUUCAUUCUCCCCUAGGUUCGCCCCCUCCCCAUAGCCACCAAUUCCUAAUUCUCUCCUUCUCCCAUGACACUCCCCUUUUCCACUACUCAUCCCCCUACUUUUUCCUCCUUCCCUCUUCCACCUCCCUCCCAUUCCUUAUGGUCCCUGGUAUAUAGCAGUGUCCUCCCGUCAGAGGCCCCAUUAUGGAACCCCCUCCUCUCAGAAUGAUGCAAUCCCUUCCCUGCUCCCCACCAUGCCCUCUCUCUCCUGGUCAAUUUUUGGAAUAACUCGUCCACCUCCACCCACACCUCCCAACUCCUAAGCCUCCUCGAAGUCCCAAGUCUCUUUUCAUACCGCACUACUGCUCCUCGGUGUCUCGUCACUCUCCCUCGAACUUUUUUCCCGUUUGGUUCCUGUCUGUCGUGGCACCCCUCCCAGGAGGGAUCCCCACAAGCCUUCAGGCUCUUGGGCCUGAGAAGUCAUGGCUUCACGGGCCGUCGGAGGACUGCGAGGUCGGCGGCCGGAGACUGUGGUGCCUGGGGAGGCGAUCGAGACGGACUCGGCGGCAUCGUCGUCAGAAGAAGAGGAGCUGUACUUGGGCUCGGCCCCGCUGUGCCGGGGCCGCCCCACUGGGCUGCGCGUAGCGGGGGAGGCACCUGAGACUGACUCUGAGGAGGAGCCAGCGACCCUGGUGGCCCACGCGGAUCUGCCCCCGCUCGUGGUUGUUCGGGAACCAGAGUGGGCAGAAGAGGAGGCUCCUGCAGCGCCCGCGCUCCCUGCCUCGGGCCGGGCCUCGCUCCUGCAGCACCGGCUGGCUGAAAGCCAGGCUCGCCUGGGCCACGAUGUGAGCGCCGCGGUGCGAGGUGUGUACCGGCGAGCUGGCCUCGAUGUAGCGGGCCUGGCAGCCCGCCUGGCCGCCGCGCAGGCCGUGGGCUUGGCGGCAGCCCACAGCAUCCGCCUGGCGCGCAGCGACCUUUGCGCCCUGGCCGAGCGCCUGGACAUUGUGGCCAGCUGCCGCCUGCUGCCUGACAUCCAAACUCCGGCUGAGGCGGGCCCCAGUCCCCGGGCUUAGUGGAGGCCCGGCCCUCCUGUGGUUCCCAAGGUCUGGUGCUCCUGUGAUCGCUUCCCUGGGGAGGCUUGGUAGAGGCCGCCCCAGCACUUCUUGAUCUCGGGUUCAAGGGCCCUCCACUGGGGUGGGGGACAGGAAAGGCCUGGAAGCUGGGAGCAAGGAGCUGCCUCACCCUCCGUACCCUGUCCAGAUUUCAAUAAAGUGUCUUUGGAAAGAUGA
Molecule: messenger RNA, 1439 nt
Organism: Trichosurus vulpecula (common brushtail)
Lineage: Eukaryota; Metazoa; Chordata; Mammalia; Diprotodontia; Phalangeridae
Product: biogenesis of lysosome-related organelles complex 1 subunit 3-like
Exons: 2
Coding region: 633-1223 (196 amino acids)
Cellular component (GO): BLOC-1 complex
Source: RefSeq, a predicted model, not a curated record